CUAAGGCUUUACUCCCGAGCAUGUGUUACUGCAUUACCGAAACUGAAUGUUUGGUGUACACAUUUUUUUUCUUCAAUAAAGUUGAUUGUAAUAAAAGUUUUUAUCCGUGUUUAGUUGCAUUGUCUUAGCAAGUUCACUUCUUUUUCCGUCCAUGUAAUUUUCAAUGUGGUGACGUAAUCCAUCUAACAAGUUCGAAUCGCGUGGCUGCCUUGGCCGCGUUCUAAGACUGAUGACGCCAGUGUACACGUAAUUUAGAACGCGAGCGCUCACUACCCAUUUCGAGUAUUCCACGGGUUAGUUACGGAUCGCGCUUCUCUUCUGGUGAAAUCAUGUCUGUCAGUGAACCUUCCCGCGCUCAGAUGGCAUCGGAAGUGCCUGAGAUUCUGGUAGAUCCCAAGACAUUAAGGUCCUACGGCAGGGAUGAGCUUUUGGGACAGGGCGCUUGUGGCAAAUGCUAUAAGAUGACCGAUCUUGAAACUGGCGACACCUAUGCUGUUAAGGUCAUCCGGCUAUAUUCCUGGGGAGUGGAGGAGGUCUGUGAAGAAGUACAGAUUUUAAAAACACUGCGGCACAAGAAUGUGGUGGGGUUCUCCCACUCUUUCGAAGAUGACAAAUUCAUGUAUAUUUUCAUGGAGUUGUGCAGUGGGCAGACACUCGGUGACAUUUUAAAAGCUCGGGGGACUUUGACUGAGCCCGAAGUGCGAUACUACAUUAACCAGCUGAUUUCAGGGUUAACAUACAUCCACCGGCAAGGUUACGUCCACAGGGACAUCAAGUUGGAAAAUUUAUUUAUCAAUGACCAAAUGGAACUGAAAAUUGGGGAUUUCGGACUGGCGGUCAAGCUGAAGCCGAGGGAGAAAGAAGUGUGUGGUACUCCCGUCUACAUGGCUCCAGAAGUGUGGAAACGAGAGGGCCAUGGAAGGGAAGCGGACGUCUGGGCACUGGGCUGUGUCAUGUACCAGCUUCUGGUUGGGGAAAUCGCAUUCUACGAUGACAAUUACUGGGAGAUGCUCAAGAAUAUAAAGGAAGCCAAAUUUAUUCUACCGCAGAAUCUCUCUAUUGAAGCUGGGAAACUGAUGGGCAAGAUAUUUAGAAUCGACCCACGGGAUCGCCCGUCACUAUCGAAUGUCCGUCGCCACAAGUUCUUCACAAAGGGCUUCACUCCAAAGACACUGCCAGCUAGUAGCUGCAAUACACCACCAAAGCAUAAAUCAGUCAACCCAUUCAAAAAGAUUUUCAACCGUUUCAUGCGCCUGAUACGAAAAAAGCGAUCCAGAGUUGAGCCUUUACGGGAGGAUGCCGAGCAGAGUGGACUUGAGAUCCCCCAGCCUGUGGAGUCACUCCGUGUUCUAGAGGAUGUCAACAGACCAAUGAACAAAUUGACCUGGUCCAGUUGGUCAAAGUGGUUGAGGGACCUGUAGGCAGGCUGUACUCAGCAAGUGCAGUGACGCCCCACACCUGAGUGCCUCCCCCAGCUCCCUGUCCACUCCUGUUUCAAUAAAGUUCUUUUGUGUUUCAAGCA
Brienomyrus brachyistius is the source of this 1522-nucleotide messenger RNA. RefSeq names its product serine/threonine-protein kinase PLK3-like. The record is from RefSeq and is a predicted model, not a curated record. Lineage: Eukaryota; Metazoa; Chordata; Actinopteri; Osteoglossiformes; Mormyridae. The transcript is spliced from 10 exons. Gene Ontology annotation, molecular function: protein serine/threonine kinase activity; ATP binding. Gene Ontology annotation, cellular component: centrosome; nucleus; cytoplasm. Gene Ontology annotation, biological process: protein phosphorylation; regulation of cytokinesis; mitotic cell cycle. The coding region runs from base 330 to 1421 and encodes 363 amino acids.